Messenger RNA from Abrus precatorius (Indian licorice), 3685 nucleotides. Its product is annotated as protein CHUP1, chloroplastic. Bases 612 to 3509 code for a protein of 965 amino acids. The record is from RefSeq and is a predicted model, not a curated record. The transcript is spliced from 9 exons. Gene Ontology annotation, cellular component: chloroplast outer membrane. Gene Ontology annotation, biological process: chloroplast organization. Lineage: Eukaryota; Viridiplantae; Streptophyta; Magnoliopsida; Fabales; Fabaceae.
CUGGUUGAAUAUUAACCGUAUCAACGUAUAACUGCCACAAUAAACAGAGGAGAGAAGAGACGGUCCAUUUCUUUUCAUCUCACUUAAACUACCAUAUUAAACCUUAAAAUAAGGAAUGAGCAAAGCAGCAACAAAGGAACAAAUGCAGUGGGGAACAUGUCUUUGUUCUAAUUUUACUGUCACUGGUCCUUAUCAAUCUUGUUCCUCUCCUCUGGCCAGUUUUAACAGUUGAUAUUCUCUUCAGCAAAUUUUGGUGGUGACAUAUUAACAUAUAUUAUACCCACUCAAAAUGUUAACUUAUCAAUCUCUUUGGACAAUGGUUGGCCUCUAGUUAUUGGUGGCUGUUGUUAUUUCUUACACAAACUUUCAUGCACCUGAUAAGAUGAUAAAGUCAAUUGUGUGGAAAAUACCACUGAAUUUUGCACAAGUGAAGUUUCUUAACAUGGGUUUUGCUUAGUUUUUGUGCCUGUCUUUCUCUCUUCUAACUACUGCUCUAAUGGUUUGAGGAAUUGGUUAUGGAGGUUCUGGGAAAUGGGUGGAGGGUGGUUCUGGAAAUUGGUUGCAUGUUUGAAUGAAUGCAAAGUUUGGAGAUUUAUAUCACCUAAAGCUUCAUGAUAGUCAGGUUAGGACUCGUAGUUGCUGCUUCAAUUGCAGCCUUUACAGUUAAGCAGCUGAAUGUUAAAAGCUCAAAACCAGAAUAUAAAGAUGAGGGCACAGAAGAGGAGCACGUCACAAGAGUCAUUGAUGCUCUCAAAAAGAAAGAAAGGGAGGAGGAAGAGGAGGAAGAGGAGGUUAAGUUAAUUAGCAGCAUAAUUAAUCGAGCUAAUGACUUCGAAGAUGAUAUUCUGCCGGAAUUUGAAGAUCUUCUAUCUGGGGAGAUUGAGUUUCCUUUAUCAUCUGAAAAGGCUGAGAAAGACAAAGUUUAUGAAAUUGAGAUGGCGAACAAUGCAAAUGAACUAGAAAGAUUGCGACGGCUUGUGAAGGAAUUGGAGGAGAGGGAAGUGAAGCUUGAAGGAGAAUUGCUUGAGUACUAUGGUUUGAAGGAGCAGGAAUCAGACGUUGUGGAGAUACAAAGGCAGCUGAAAAUUAAGACUGUAGAAAUAGAUAUGCUUAACAUUACAAUUAAUUCAUUGCAAGCCGAAAGAAAGAAGCUUCAAGAAGAGCUCACACAAGGAGGUUCAUCCAAGAGAGAACUUGAUAUGGCUAGAAACAAGAUCAAGGAGCUACAAAGGCAGAUGCAGCUUGAGGCUAACCAAACGAAAGCCCAGUUGUUGUUGCUUAAACAACAAGUUUCUGGUCUACAGGUGAAAGAAGAAGAGGCUGCAAGAAGAGAUGCUCAAGUUGAAAAGAAAUUGAAAGCUGUGAACGACUUAGAGGUUGAAGUGAUGGAACUUAAGAGAAAAAACAAAGAAUUACAACAUGAGAAGCGAGAGUUAAUGGUUAAACUCAAUGCUGCUGAAUCUAGAGUCAUGGAGCUCUCUAAUAUGACCGAGAGUGAAAUGGUUUCCAAGGCAAAAGAGGAUGUCAGUAACCUGAGGCAUGCAAAUGAAGAUCUUCUAAAGCAAGUGGAAGGACUGCAGAUGAAUAGAUUCAGUGAAGUUGAAGAGCUCGUGUACCUUCGUUGGGUUAAUGCAUGCUUGAGGUAUGAGCUAAGGAAUUACCAGGCACCACCAGGAAAAUUAUCAGCCCGUGAUCUCAGCAAGACUCUUAGCCCGAAAUCACAAGAGAAGGCUAAGCAGCUGAUGUUAGAAUAUGCAGGAUCAGAACGUGGGCAAGGCGACACUGAUCUUGAUAGCAAUUUUUCCCAUCCUUCUUCACCAGGAAGUGAAGAUUUUGAUAAUACUUCUUUUGAUAGCUCUAAUAGCAAAUAUAGUAGUCUUAGCAAGAAAGGUGGCCUAAUACAAAAGUUGAAGAAAUGGGGCAAAAGCAAAGAUGAUUCUAGUGCUCUUUCAUCACCAUCUAGAUCUCUUUCAGGAGGUUCUCCAAGAAGGAUGAGCACGAGUGUAAAACAUAAGGGUCCACUAGAAACCUUAAUGCUAAGGAAUGCUGGUGAUAGUGUAGCCAUCACUACCUUUGGGCAGAGGGAUCAGGAAACUACUGAUUCUCCUGAAACUCCAAAUGCGACUGCCUCCUUAAAUUCUGUUGCUUCUUCAUUCCAUUUGAUGUCUAAGUCAGUUGAUGGAUCUCUGGAUGAGAAGUAUCCUGCAUAUAAAGAUCGCCAUAAAUUGGCCUUGGCAAGAGAGAAACAAAUUAAAGAAAAGGCAGAGAAAGCAAGAGUUCUGAAAUUUGGUGACAAUUCAGGUUUGAAUAUGACCAAGGGAGAAAGAGGCAGUCCUAUAUCUUUGCCACCAAAACUUACUCAAAUAAAGGAGAAAUCAUUUGUUUCUGGCCCUCCAAAUGAUCAAUCUGAUGAUGGAAAGAAUGAUGAAAAUCAAACCAUUAGCAAGAUGAAGCUUGCUCACAUUGAGAAAAGGCCUACUAGGGUGCCUAGGCCUCCUCCCAAACCAUCUGGUACUGCUGCUGUUAGCACAAAUUCAAAUCCUUCGAAUGGAGUACCAUCUGCUCCACCAGUUCCCCCUCCUCCUCCAGGUGCUCCACCACCGCCACCAGGUGGACCACCUCCCGCACCUCCUCCCCCAGGAAGCCUAUCAAGAGGGGCAAUGGAUGGUGACAAAGUUCACCGAGCUCCACAGCUAGUUGAAUUUUAUCAAACAUUGAUGAAAAGGGAGGCAAAGAAGGAUACUUCACUUUUAGUUUCUUCUACAAGUAAUGCAUCCGAUGCCAGGAGCAACAUGAUUGGAGAAAUUGAGAAUAGAUCAUCAUUCCUCUUAGCUGUGAAAGCUGAUGUAGAAACUCAAGGUGAUUUUGUUAUGUCCUUGGCAAAUGAAGUUCGAGCAGCCUCCUUCACAGAUAUUAAUGAUUUGGUGGCCUUUGUGAACUGGCUAGAUGAGGAACUUUCUUUCUUGGUUGAUGAACGAGCCGUCCUCAAGCACUUUGAUUGGCCUGAAGGGAAAGCAGAUGCCCUAAGGGAGGCAGCUUUUGAAUAUCACGAUCUGAUGAAAUUGGAGAACAAAGUCUCCACUUUCAUUGAUGAUCCCAAACUCCCAUGUGAAGAUGCUCUGAAGAAAAUGUAUUCAUUGCUUGAAAAAGUGGAGCAAAGCGUGUAUGCAUUAUUGCGGACAAGAGAUAUGGCUAUUUCACGAUACAGGGAAUUUGGAAUCCCAGUAAACUGGCUAUUGGAUUCAGGAGUUGUAGGCAAAAUAAAGCUUUCUUCUGUACAACUAGCAAAAAAGUAUAUGAAACGUGUUGCAUCUGAACUUGAUACAUUAUCUGGUCCUGAGAAAGAACCAAAUAGAGAGUUUUUGAUUCUGCAAGGCGUGCGUUUUGCUUUCCGAGUCCAUCAGUUUGCAGGAGGCUUUGAUGCAGAGAGCAUGAAGGCUUUUGAAGAUCUAAGGAGCCGCAUCCAAACCUCUCAAACUGGUGAAGAUAAUAAUAAACCGGAGACAUAGGAAAUCCAUCAGAAGUUUUUUCUUUUCUUUGUUUUUUUUCCCCCUUUGUAGUUGCUUCUCUAAUAUAUAUGUUGCCUUUUCAGCUGUAUAUUUCAUUUUGCUUCAAUUUGCAUAGCCUAUACAUACUGGAUGCUAUACAAUGAUACAAGAAUCAUAUUGUAAACUUUGAACUCCAA